CUUUUCACUCCGCCCGGAAUGAUGGUGGGAGGGCGCAUGAAGGGAAGCGUUUGACGCCAGAAGGCGAGCUGGGAUGCGCUUUUUGGACAGGAAAGCCGAAGGAGAGGACCUAUCGUGACGUGUUUUUUGAUGUUUAUAUCCCUCUACAAAGAGUUUCACUGUGUCUGUGAGUCAGUCCGUGGAAGAAUUUUGAGUGGAGUGGCUUUACUGACUCCUUGCCCCCCCAUCAGCGCGCGCUCAGCUGACCCGCCGUCCAAAUGUGCGUAAAAGGACUCUAUGUUUUCGCUGUCCUGUUCGGACUCGCAGCUUCAGGAGUGCUGCAGGUCAACGGGAUACGUAUCUACACAUCUGAGGAAGUUGACGCGGUCAACGGUACAGAUACUCGCCUGAAGUGUACAUUUGAGAGUUCGGCUAAGAUCAACCCCGAUCAUGUCACUAUCUCCUGGACCUUCAGACCUCUUUCUGGAGGCGCUGGGACAUUGAUAUUUUACUACCUUACACGACCUUAUCCUAUUGAUCACGGUAUCUUCAAGAAGCGCAUCUCUUGGGCUGGUGAUAUCAUGGGGGGUGAUGCCUCCAUCAUAAUCCGACAGGUCAAGUUUGCCUAUAAUGGCACCUACACCUGCCAGGUGACCAAUCCUCCUGAUGUCCACGGUCACUUUGGCGAAAUUAAAUUCCGUGUUGUCACAACAGCUUCUUUCAACGAACUUCUUAAACUAGCCAUGUUCAUCGGAGCUGGUAUCGCCGCGGUGGUCUUUUUGCUCAUAAUCAUCAUGUCCUGCAGAAGAUGUAAGAGGAAAUACAAACAGAGACAGCUGGAGGGCGACGAAGAGGCUCCCCGCAAAGAGAGGAAGGACCCCACAGCGUGCCACCCAUCAAGGGCUGUCCACCUGUACCUAUCAGAGACAUCCAUAGAGAUUGACAGUUCAGAUGGCAUGAUCUCAGACCCCAGCACCGGAGACCCAAGCUCUUCAGACGACGGUGAUGAUGAUGAUGAUGAUGACGAUGAUGAUGGUGAUGAUUCUGACUGAGAAGGACGUAACAGAGACAGAAGGGCUGAUGAGAUGUCAGCAGGAAGCUUGCUGGAGGGACGCUCUAAGGGCGGCCAUGGAUUCCACUCUUCUGCCAAGCCUUGUAGAAAUAAGGGCUGCUGCAGUGAGAGGGUGAAGAUGAUGAAAAUGUGAGAAAAAACAGAGAAUAUGAGCUUUAAAAAAAAAACAUGUCAAGAAAAAUCCCUAUGUUGAGACCUCUGAUGAAGUUCAAAGCUGAAAGCAGUUUUAAAGCAGAGCGGAUCCAUAAAUGUUCAUUUUAAGAAAUGAAACGAAGGAUCCAGUCUGAGCAAAAGACCAAAGCGUAUGUGCCAAAUGGGAUUGUAGACCAACAUGGAGAAUAUGUUCAGUUUUUGUUCCUACCUACUGCUGGUUAACCCAUGAAUCAUUUUAGCAAAAUCUGCAAAAGCAAAACGUUGCUGUCAUACUGAGCCAUACAAAGUGCUUUUUAUUUUGGGAGGGCACCCAAGACUGAUGUGGCCUGUUUUCUGAAUGGAAACAUCCGCAUUUCUGGUAGCGCACCCAUAUUUAAACAGGCUGCAGUUACAGCAAAGCUUUUUAAAGUGUGUUAUUACUUUGUGAAGAUGAGUCAAAGUUGCCCAUUGUCAGUAUCAACUUGAAAAUAAAGCACAUAGAUUUCAGAACCUAAAUAAAAGGAAAUGAAAGGAAAAAGUGUUUUUUGAAACAUGUUGACACAUAUCUGCACUGCGACGAGGCUGUGAAAGUGUGAGAGAGAGAAAGACUUCCAAUAAAGCCUAUAUCCUUUGGAGCUUUUAACCUCUGCCGUGAAACAAGCACAGUUCAGAAAUGAUGCCUUUUGGGAACCUAAAAGGUAAAGUAAGGAUCUCCAUAUUUUUGGGAGGUGGACACAAAGGCUGCUGUGUUACUCAUGCUAGCCAUGCUAACCUUGCCUAUUGAAGAUUAUCAGUGAGGUCAUAGUCAUUCCAAAAACAGAAAAUUAAAAACAAUCCACUGGACUUUAUUUCCAAGUUUGAAGAUGUUUCGCUUCCCAUCUAAGAAGUUUUUUCAAUUUAAAAUGUCAGGAAUAGCGUUGCAUUACAGAUUUUAUACCGUAGCCCAACAAAGCCUUGUUUUUGUUUUGAAAACAUGCAAAUUGAAACGGACGAAGUUGUCCAACUCCCUGCAGCCCCAGCCCCUGUACAGGAGAGCGGAGGACCUCACCUAUUCAGCCAGGCCAACAAUUCCCCUUUAACGACCGACCUUUCAGACACU
Molecule: messenger RNA, 2282 nt
Organism: Cyprinodon variegatus (sheepshead minnow)
Lineage: Eukaryota; Metazoa; Chordata; Actinopteri; Cyprinodontiformes; Cyprinodontidae
Product: myelin protein zero-like protein 2
Exons: 5
Coding region: 258-1031 (257 amino acids)
Biological process (GO): cell-cell adhesion
Cellular component (GO): membrane
Source: RefSeq, a predicted model, not a curated record